AUGGAAUCUGGCAAGAAUUUGAAGGCGCGUCGCCCCCAAGACUACAAUUUCCACCUCGACUAUCGAACACGAUGGUGCGAUAACGACAUGUUCGAUCAUAUGAACAAAUCAGUCUACGGCUUCCUGGUUGACUCCUUGAUAUACGCUUACCUCAUUGAACAAUGUGGCUUUCAUCCUCCGACUGCUGAAAUGUACGGAGUCGCUGUGGAUGCUCAUACCGAGUUCUUCUCGUCGAUCGCAUAUCCUGCAGUUGCAGAGCUAGGGCUACGCGUGAACAAGCUGGGAAAAUCUAGCGUGGCAUAUGAAGCUGCUGUUUUUGAGCGGGGCGUGGACGAAGUCAAGGUCGUGGCGACCUGUGUUCAUGUGUUUGUUGAACGCUCGACAGGGCGACCAUCGCAAGAAGGCAUGACUGCAACCUUAAGGCAAGCUCUUGAUAAGUUGCAAGAGAUCGCGGCGCUUGUAGAUGGCAAGCGCGGGAAAGAAGUGUUUUUGUAA
Messenger RNA from Penicillium coprophilum, 495 nucleotides. Its product is annotated as acyl-CoA thioesterase. The record is from RefSeq and is a predicted model, not a curated record. Gene Ontology annotation, cellular component: mitochondrion. Lineage: Eukaryota; Fungi; Ascomycota; Eurotiomycetes; Eurotiales; Aspergillaceae. Bases 1 to 495 code for a protein of 164 amino acids. The transcript has 4 exons. Gene Ontology annotation, molecular function: fatty acyl-CoA hydrolase activity.